GGCGCUCCCGGAGCCGGCAAAGGGACCCUGUGCAAGAGGCUUGCGCAGACAUACGACUUCACCCACAUCUCGGUUGGCGACCUGCUCCGCGAGAAGGCUCACGACACGAACAUCAGCAGGUAUCUCGAGAACAACGAGCUGCUGCCGUCGCAGUAUCUCUUCCCAGUGCUGCGGGACGCGUUCCGUAAUGCUGCGCCUGGGCGCCCCAUCAUCCUGGACGGGUUUCCCAGACGGCAUGAACAGAUCGGCGAGUUUGAGGAAGCGUUCGGCGAGCCACGUCUCGUUUUGUUCUUCCAGUGUCCCCGCCAGUUGGCCAAAGAGCGUGUACUAGGCAGGAAGGAGGGUCGGCCGGGAGACACCAGCGAGGUGUUUGACAAGAGAUACAAGGAGUAUCUCGAACUCAACCCGCCCAUUUUGGACUACUACGGCAGCAUCCGGGGCAAGGGCACGCUUGUCGAGGUGAGUUGCGUUAACGCUAGGUUAGGGGUCUCUUUCCCAGCUAACCACCUGUAA
Messenger RNA from Thermothielavioides terrestris NRRL 8126, 513 nucleotides. RefSeq lists its product as uncharacterized. NCBI's taxonomy places the organism in Eukaryota, Fungi, Ascomycota, Sordariomycetes, Sordariales, Chaetomiaceae. Gene Ontology annotation, molecular function: ATP binding; AMP kinase activity. Gene Ontology annotation, biological process: nucleobase-containing compound metabolic process. The transcript is spliced from 2 exons. The record is from RefSeq and is a predicted model, not a curated record. Gene Ontology annotation, cellular component: cytoplasm. The annotation marks the transcript as partial.